Molecule: messenger RNA, 2355 nt
Organism: Prinia subflava (tawny-flanked prinia)
Lineage: Eukaryota; Metazoa; Chordata; Aves; Passeriformes; Cisticolidae
Gene: RBKS
Product: ribokinase
Exons: 8
Coding region: 86-1015 (309 amino acids)
Biological process (GO): D-ribose metabolic process
Molecular function (GO): ribokinase activity
Source: RefSeq, a predicted model, not a curated record
ACAGGCCGUCGCCCAUGGCAACCCGAGAAGCCGCGGCGGGGCCCGGGGCGGGUCAGGGUCAGGGUCCAAGGGCCGCCCCGGCGCCAUGGCCGCGGAGGUUGUGGUGGUGGGAUCCUGUGUGACCGACCUGGUCAGCCUUACUACGCGAUUGCCAAAAGCUGGAGAAACUAUCCUUGGACAUAAGUUUUUUGUUGGUUUUGGUGGGAAAGGAGCCAACCAGUGUGUCCAGUCUGCUCGACUUGGGGCCAAGACCUCGCUGAUCUGCAAGGUUGGAAAUGAUUCCUUUGGCAAGGAUUAUGUUGAUAAUUUGAAGAAGAAUGGUAUUUCUACAGCAUUUGUAGGUCAAACUGCAGAUGCUGCUACUGGAACUGCUUCAAUAAUUGUCAACAGUGAAGGACAGAAUGUUAUUGUCAUAGUCCCAGGAGCCAACCUGCUUUUAAAUUUUGAAGACCUGAAGAGGGCUUCUGAUGUCAUCUGUAAAGCCAAAGUGGUUGUUUGCCAGCUAGAAAUAACCCCUGCUGUUUCUCUUGAAGCUCUGAAAAUGGCACGUGCCAGUGGAGUAAAGACUUUGUUUAAUCCAGCUCCAGCCCUUGCUGACCUAGAUCCACAGUUUUAUACCUAUUCUGAUAUCUUCUGCUGCAAUGAAACGGAGGCAGAAAUUUUAACGGGCAUCUCAGUUGGCAAUCUUGAAGAUGCUGAAAAGGUGGGACGCAUGCUGUUAGAAAGAGGGUGUAAGCUCGUAAUUGUUACUCUUGGAGCAGAAGGCUGCGUGAUGAUAUCAGGAGACGAACCCAUUCCAAAGCACGUUCCUGCUGGGAAGGUCAGGGCUGUGGACACUACGGGUGCUGGAGACAGUUUUGUGGGAGCACUGGCCUUCUACCUGGCCUACUAUCCCAAGUUAUCCAUGGAGGAAAUGAUCAGGAAGUCUAACUGCGUCGCAUCAGUGAGCGUCCAGGCACCGGGGACACAAUCUUCAUAUCCUUACAGGAAGGACUUGCCUCAGGACCUUUUCUAAUUGAUUGUCUAGCUCGCUGUACUGUGAUUUUAUCUCAUCCCAGACAGCAUUAUUCUCCUGACUGCACCAAGGUUCUCCUCUGCUGACUGGAAAGGCCAGGAGAGUCUCUUUGCUUCUUAUUUCAGGAAUCCUGUGUGUUCCUGUUCUACAGCAGUAAGAUGGGGUGGGGUGGUGGGUAUUUCAAACACAGCACAGCAGGUCUCUCUGGCCCCACACAACCCCAUUGCCGUCCCACUCAGUGUGCUCUACUCAAUGAACUGCAUGAAGUUUACAGCAAAACACCUCGAGGGUAUUGGCUCCUGGCAGUAUUUUUACUUGAUUUUAUCAGAACUUCUGAUGUGAAAUGGCAGCACAUGAAGCUGAGCAUUAGCUUUGAGGCUGCAGCUUCAGUGCUCAAACACCAGGGCCAGUGUCUGGCUCACAACAAAGCCCUGUACAUCGAGCCUGGGCCCGCCUGUGCCCACGUGCCUCAGGUGUGGCACUGCACUCUGUGCUUCCCCACACUCAGGAAGGUCCCUCCAGCUGCAAAUAGGACAGGACUGCUACUGAGGUAGACUUUGAAAAUGUUUCUAGCCACAUUGCUCUAAAUACAGGCAAGCUAAUUAAGGAAAAAAAACUUACAAGAACAACUUACAUCAGAGAACUACAUUGUGUUUUCUUCAUGUUUGACAAAAACCCGGGAAAGAAAAAUCCAUCCUACACCUGGCUAAAAAUAAUACAGGCCUUUAACCAUGGCAAUAGCUUAUCAAAACCUCAUCUAGGUUCCCAUUCCUUCUUUCCUCAGAAGGAGCUGGUGCAAUAUGACCCCUCCAAGUAAUGACACCAGCUCGUGAUCACUACUGUCGCAUCUGUGGCUGGUAGGUUAGAAAAACUUGCAAUCCUGCCAUUGAAUUCCUGCUGUGGAAAAUGUUAAUUUUUAUUGCUUUAUAAAACAAUAGUUCCUUUGAAGAUUACAGCCUCUUUCACAAUAGAAAACACAGACAAUGGGAUUUUCUAUUUAAUUUUUUUUAAUUGAGCACUGUAAAAAUAACUCAAAAGAUAAAUAAAUGUUACUGUGAUGAUCUAUGUCCAGACAUUAAGAAUUUUCUCUCUCUACAUUGUUUUAUUCACAAUGGCCUUCAAAUCACAGGAGACGGUGAUCCCAGUUCAUUUCCUCUCUUUUCAGCCCGUGUUGCUGGAUUUCUGAAUCAGUGUUCACCCCAUCCUCCCCCCAGACCAUCCUCUUCUCAUGUAUAAAUCAAGUCCAGUCAUUGUUCACACAGAACGGAUUUUUCUCUUCUCUGUGAAGAGGACACGUUGUUUUGCUACAGGGAAAAAAAAAAAGAAAAAAGAAAAAAGAA